AUGACAGCUCUAAAGUUUGUCUUCUCUGUGACAUGUUUGUUUGUGGGGAACAUGGCUCAGAAGACUGAUGUGAACACCUCUCUAUCUGUUCACCAAACCAAAGGUUUUGUAUCAGUGAAUGUUGGUGACAAUGUGACUUUACAGUGUUUCUAUGAAGGUGAUGAUUCAACAUCGUAUUUUUGGUUUAAACAAACUCUGGGACAAAAUCCAAGGCUCAUUGCUACCAACUAUGUGCAUGACAGAAAAAUCACAUUUUAUGAGGAAUUCAAAGACAACCCACGCUUCACUCUGGAUACUGGAAAUGGCAAAAAUCACCUGACAAUGAAAGAUGUGCAAGUUUCAGACUCAGCUACUUACUACUGUUCUAGUAGAUAUAUAUUUAUUUUUGAGUUUGCUGAGGGCACUACUGUCAGUGUAGAGGGUUCAGGUGUGAGUGUCCAAGCUGUGGUCCAUCAGUCGGCAUCUGAGACCAUCCAGCCAGGAGGCUCUGUGACUCUGAACUGUACAGUCCACACUGGGACCUGUGAUGGAGAACACAGGGUUUACUGGUUCAGAGACUCUGAACAGUCUCAUCCAGGACUCAUUUACACCCAUGGAGGCAGCAGUGAUCAGUGUGAGAGGAAACCUGAGACACAAACACACUCCUGUGUCUACAACCCGCCGAUGAAGAGCCUGAAUCUUUCUCAUGCUGGGACCUACUACUGUGCUGUUGCCUGCUGUGGACACAUACUGUUUGGUAACAGGACCAAACUGGACUUUGGGGAGGAUGUUCAGAUGAGGUAUUUCUGGUGUGGAGCUUUGGCAUUCACCACCAUCCUCAGUGUUGUACUGGCUUUCUCAGUGUGUAUGAUCAGCAAUAGAAACAGUUGUCAUAUUCCAGAGUCUCAACCAAGACCUCCUGUAUGCACCACAGCAAAUGCACAG
Messenger RNA from Monopterus albus (swamp eel), 924 nucleotides. RefSeq lists its product as uncharacterized. The annotation marks the transcript as partial. NCBI's taxonomy places the organism in Eukaryota, Metazoa, Chordata, Actinopteri, Synbranchiformes, Synbranchidae. The transcript is spliced from 5 exons. Gene Ontology annotation, biological process: response to bacterium. The record is from RefSeq and is a predicted model, not a curated record.